AUGUCCGCAUUCUCUGACAUUGACAAGCUAGCUAUCUCUACUCUAAGACUUUUGUCUGUCGACCAAGUCGAAAAGGCCAAUUCUGGUCACCCAGGUGCUCCCCUAGGUUUGGCUCCUGCUGCUCACGUCAUUUGGAGACAAAUGAGAAUGAACCCUAAGCAACCAGACUGGAUCAACAGAGACAGAUUUGUGUUGUCUAAUGGUCACUCUGUCGCUCUAUUGUACUCUUUGUUGCACCUAUUUGGAUACGACUACUCCAUCGAGGACUUGAAGCAAUUCAGACAAUACGGUUCUAAGUGCCCAGGUCACCCAGAGUCUGACUCCCCAGGCAUUGACAUCACCACCGGUCCAUUGGGUCAAGGUGUUUCCAAUGCCGUCGGGUUGGCCAUCGCUCAAGCUAACUUGGCCGCCACUUACAACAAGCCAGACUACACCUUGAGUGAUUCCUUCACCUACGUCUUCUUGGGUGACGGUUGUUUGCAAGAGGGUGUCUCUUCCGAGGCUUCUUCUUUGGCUGGUCAUUUGCAACUAGGUAACUUGAUUUGCUUCUAUGACGACAACCAAAUCACCAUUGACGGUAACACCAACGUCUCGUUCACUGAAGACGUUUGCAUGAGAUACGAGGCCUACGGCUGGGAAGUUUUGCACGUGGAGAACGGUAACGAGGACUUGGAUGCCAUUCUAAACGCUUUGGAGCAAGCCAAGAAGUCCAAGGACAAGCCUACUUUGAUCAAGAUGACCACUACCAUCGGUUACGGUUCCUUGAACGCUGGUUCCCACUCCGUUCACGGUUCUCCAUUGAAGCCUGAUGAUGUCAAGCAGUUGAAGAAGAAGUUCGGCUUCAACCCAGACGAAUCUUUCGUCGUCCCACAAGAAGUUUACGACUUCUACAACAAGACUGUCAUUCAACCAGGUAUGAAGGCAUGUGAGGAAUGGCACAAGACCUUCGAAGGUUACUGCUCCACCUACCCUGAAUUGGGUUCUGAGCUAAAGAGAAGAUUGGCUUAUGAGCUACCAGAAGGUUGGGAAAAGGCUCUACCAACUUUCACUCCAAAGGACUCUGCUGUUGCCACCAGAAAGUUGUCAGAAGGUGUUUUGCAAGCCAUCCACUCUUACCUACCAGAAUUGAUGGGUGGUUCCGCUGACUUGACCUCUUCCAACUUGACUAGAUGGAAGGAGGCUGUUGACUUCCAACCACCUUCCACUGGUCUAGGUGACUACAGUGGUAAGUACAUCAGAUACGGUGUCAGAGAACACGGUAUGGGUGCUAUCAUGAACGGUAUCGCUGCUUUCGGUGCUGGUUACAGACCUUAUGGUGGUACUUUCUUGAACUUUGUUUCUUACGCCUCUGGUGCCGUUAGAUUGUCUGCCCUGUCUGGUCACCCUGUUAUCUGGGUUGCCACUCACGACUCUAUCGGUUUGGGUGAAGAUGGUCCAACCCAUCAACCUAUUGAAACUUUGGCUCACUUUAGAGCUAUGCCAAACAUGCAAGUCUGGAGACCUGCUGAUGGUAAUGAAGUUUCUGCCGCUUAUUUGGCUUCUUUGACCAAGAAGAGCACCCCAUCUAUCAUUGCUCUUUCGAGACAAAACCUACCACAACUUGAAGGUAGCUCCAUCGAGAAGGCUUCCAAGGGUGGUUACGUUUUGCAAGACGUUGCAAACGCAGACAUCACUUUGGUUUCUACCGGUUCUGAAGUGAGCAUCUCCGUUGAUGCCGCCAAGGUCCUAGCCAAGAAGAACAUCAAGGCCCGUGUGGUUUCUUUGCCUGACUUCUACACCUUCGACCAACAAUCAGAAGAAUACCAAUUGUCCGUUUUCCCAGACGGUGCCCCAAUUAUGUCUAUCGAAGUGUUGGCCACUUCUGGCUGGGCCAAGUACGCUCACGAAUCCUUCGGUUUGGACAGAUUCGGUGCUUCUGGUAAGGCUAGUGACCUUUUCAAGGCUUUCGAAUUCACUCCAGAAGGAAUUGCCAAGAGAGCUGAAAAGACUGUUGCUUUCUACAAGAACCAACAAGUUAUUUCUCCUUUGCACAAGCCAUUCUAA
Lachancea fermentati is the source of this 2043-nucleotide messenger RNA. The record is from the annotation of a GenBank genome assembly. Lineage: Eukaryota; Fungi; Ascomycota; Saccharomycetes; Saccharomycetales; Saccharomycetaceae.